AUGUUAAAACCCCUACGAGAAGCUAUCAUCGCGCGCAUUGCCGCCUGUGCCCCCCGGGAGGAGGCAGAGGUCCUCAGCAACUAUUAUGCGCGUGUCAUAGACUACAACUGCACGGGGGGGAAGCUGCUGCGAGGGCUACUGACCGUCUAUGCCUCCCUUGCUGCUAGCCAAGAAGUUCAAUUCGUUCAGCCUUCUGAGUCCGCAGCAGCAGAUGCAGCACCAACAGCAGCAGCAGCUGCAGGACCGGCGCCUGCUGAUGCGCCUUCUGUCUUUCGUCUAGCAGCAGCACCAUCGGGUGCUGCAGGUGCUUCUCCCGCUGCUGCAGCAACCGAUGCUGCAGCGACAGCAGCAGGCCGAGCAGGCACAGCAGCUGGCGUAUCUGGUAUAGAGGCGCAUCCGUCCUCCAGUGCUGCUGCUGCUCCUGCUGCUUCUGCUGCUGCUGGAGCAGCAGCAAUUGAGGAGGCUUUCAAUUCCGGGGCCUGUGCAUUGGGGUGGGGGGUGGAGUUGCUGCAGGCAGCCUUUUUGGUUGCAGAUGACCAGAUGGAUGGCGCGUACACCCGAAGAGGCAAAGUCUGUUGGUACAGGCGAGAAGACGUGGGGCCAGCGAAUGCAAUUAACGAUGCUGUUUUCCUUAUAUUCGCCAUUCAUCAAGUGCUACGAGAGUUCCUCGGGGGCCAUCCAGCCUUCACUGCAUGCAGCAGCUUGCUGCAAGAUGUUGCAUUCAACACAGUCCUGGGGCAACACCUCGACAGCAACGGGGGAGUGCACACGUUGCUGCAGCCAUACCAGCAGAAGCAGCAGCAGCAGGAGCUGAUCCGGGUGCUGCGAGGAGGAACUGCAGCAGCAUCAGCCACUCUGCAGCAGCUAGCUGCAGCGGCGCGCAGCAGGCAGCAAGCAGCAGCAAGAUUAAAAACCAGCUACUAUUCUUUCUGGCUCCCCACAGCUUUGGGGCUUCGGUACAGCGGCGUGAGCGACCGGUCCCUCUUGGCGAUGGCCGAGGAGAUAUCUCUCUGCACGGGAGACUACUUUCAGGCGCAGGACGACUUCUUAGAUUGUUUCGGCUGCCCAGACGCCUUGGGGAAGUCCGGCACGGAUAUACGCGAAGGCAAAUGCAGCUGGCUACUUGCUGAGGCCCUCGCUGCUGCAACUCCUGCUGAAGCAGCUGAUCUGCUGGAGGCCUACGGCAGACCUGAGGGAGAGAAGACUGUCCGGGAGCUGUACGUACACCUCAAACUCCAAGAACGCUUCAAGGAUUACGAAAACGGCGCCUGCGAUAAGAUUUUAGAGGAAGCCUCAGCAGCAGAAGAAAAAGAAGCAGCGGCUGUGUCUCUUUCUUCUGCAGCAGCAGCUCCAGCUAAUGCAGAUGCAGCAACAGCAACAUCCGCUACAGCACCAGGUAAAGCAUAA
This is a messenger RNA of Eimeria mitis, 1407 nucleotides long. Its product is annotated as farnesyl pyrophosphate synthetase, putative. The coding region runs from base 1 to 1407 and encodes 468 amino acids. Gene Ontology annotation, biological process: trans, trans-farnesyl diphosphate biosynthetic process. Lineage: Eukaryota; Apicomplexa; Conoidasida; Eucoccidiorida; Eimeriidae. The record is from RefSeq and is a predicted model, not a curated record. The transcript has 7 exons. Gene Ontology annotation, cellular component: cytoplasm. Gene Ontology annotation, molecular function: (2E,6E)-farnesyl diphosphate synthase activity; dimethylallyltranstransferase activity.